Hypanus sabinus (Atlantic stingray) is the source of this 3930-nucleotide messenger RNA. RefSeq names its product V-set immunoregulatory receptor (gene vsir). Gene Ontology annotation, biological process: positive regulation of regulatory T cell differentiation; regulation of immune response; negative regulation of CD4-positive, alpha-beta T cell proliferation. Lineage: Eukaryota; Metazoa; Chordata; Chondrichthyes; Myliobatiformes; Dasyatidae. Gene Ontology annotation, cellular component: plasma membrane. Bases 130 to 1020 code for a protein of 296 amino acids. The transcript is spliced from 7 exons. The record is from RefSeq and is a predicted model, not a curated record.
UUCAAGACUUAAAACUCACACAGUAAACAUCUCCGAGGAUUUCUCUUUCUCUUUCUUUCAUACACAUACACUCAGACGAGGAAGUUAGCAGAUAAAAGGAGAUAAGUCUGGGGAACGAAGAACAUAAUAAUGGAUGUUCAAACCAGAAUAACUUUUCAACUUCAAGUCUGGACUGUCAUACUGCUUCUUAGCACCGUUGCAAAAGAUCUGGCCAUGGAGCUGAAGGUAUCAAGUGAUCACGCAGUGUAUACGUGUCCAGAAGGACUUAAUGUCACCUUCAAAUGCAGCCUCUCUGGACACCUCAGGGACAUGCAUGACGUGCUGGCCAAAUUAUGGUACUUCAGCCACAGCAAGAAUAACACAUGUGCAGAGAAGAUUCAUAUCCGUAACACUUCUUUCAAAGACCACCACACUCAUUAUAAAGGAAAUGGAGUCUAUAUGAAUUCCGACCAUAGGGGAAACUUCUGGGUCAGCCUGACUAGAUUGGUACCAGAGGACAAGGGAACUUACUGCUGCAUUGUGCAUGAGUUGCACAGAUCAUCAAAAAGCAAGCAACACCCAAGGGUCGAGUUAACUGUACAUGGGACCAUGGAGCUCAAGGUUAUACGUGCAAAUGGAACUCAGGUCAUCAAUCAAGAGUGUACUUUUGAAGAUGCUAUUGGAGCAUCAGACUCAGAAGCCAACACAGCUAUCAUCUUGGCCACAAUGGGAUGUGUGAUCACCAUCUUGUCGCUCCCCUUGAUUCUGUUGCUCAUAUACAAACAAAGGAAGGAGACAGUCACCAGGAGAAGAGCCCACGAGCUUGUCCGAUUGGACAGUGAGGCUGUAGGAGUGGAGAAUCCAGUAUUUGAGGAAAUCCCAGUGCAAAAUUCAGAAGUGAAACCAAAAGUACCAACUAUCAGCCGAAUUCAGUCAGAAUCCGAUCGGCACCUUCUCUCUGAGCCCAACACCCCAAUUUCCCCGGAGCCUAUGCAGCGAUUCUUCCCAAUACUGGAACUAGUACCAGACUCUCCAAAGUGAUGCGGGCAUAUGGCUUGGAGCAAAUAAAGUGGUGGCAUGAAUUGUCAGAAUACUAUUGCAAAGGGCUACACAAACAAUGACAUAUAUUCCAUUCAGAACUGGCAGUAAUAGACAGCAAUCAAGCUAAGCUGGAAAGUCAGGACCAAAGCUUUUCGUCCAACUCAAGUUCCAACAGCGAUACGAAUAAAGGAUUACAUAGCGGCACAUUACGUUUUACUAACAGGAAGUUAACGUCUAUAUUUGUGGUAAUGAAUGACAUGAUAAUCAAUUAUUAGUACAUUGAGACACUCAAAGUUUAUUAGUGUACGCAAGAUAAUGUGGUUACAGAAUUUGGCUCAUAAGUGAACGCUGAUUAAUGCAUUUGCCUCUGCAUGGAAUAUCUGUGUAUGUUUUCCUUCAGCCAUUGUUCCUCUCUUUUCAGCCUUCAGAGGGACUCUCAAAACCCUGAGUUCAGCCAGAGGCUGUAGCUUUGAUUCCCAAGGUCUGUGCCUAUCGCAAUUAAUGGACACUGAUUAGUGUGCAAACAGCAAAGCUCACUGCUUGGGCAGUGUUGCUUCAGUUAUGUGAAGAAAAAAAAGCACCUUAAAAAUGACACCAUUGUUCAGACACAACAUUUUUGCGCCUUGUGGCGCAUCUGACGGCAUUUUUUUUGCCAUAUCUUUAGCAUUUGUCUGUUUUUUUUUAAUGAGGCCGAGUUGCUUGCUCGAUGCUCAACCCUGCACAGAUGGAAAAUGAGCAAGCGGCCAGCCGGAUUGAAACCCGGGACCAUUCACUGGUGAUGCCACUACACCAGCAGCUGGCUAGUCAUAACUGUAGCUCCAGGAAAUGUCACAUUUUCCCCAGAUGACUUUUGUAUUAAUGUGCGGCUGAGGAAGCUGCUGUCUCAUCAGGCCAGUAACUCAGAUUCCGUCCUGACCUCCAUGCUGUCCAUCUCAAGCUUUCAGGUUCUCCAUUACCAAGUGGAUUCCCCCCCCCCCCCCCGGGUGCUCUAGUUUCCGAAAAUUAGUGGGACAGGAGGCUAACAGGGCCAUUGUAAAUUGUUCCUAGUGUGUAGUGGGCAGUAGGAUCAGUGGAAGUUGAAGGGAGUACAGAGAGCAUAAAAAAUUGGAUUUGGCAUAAGUUGGUGUUGAUGGUCAGCAGAAAUUCAGUGGGCCAAAUGGUCCAUAUUAUAGUCUCCAUUUUCUCCAGACACAUGGAAUGGUGUUGAGUAGGGAAGAAAAGAGAUGAGAGACUUGGAACCAACACAAGAAAACCCUCAUCUAUUUCUACAGCUGGUGGAGAUUGCAGGAUUUACACUCAAGACCCAGUAUCAGUAGGAGUGCUGGCUUCUCAAUAGCAACAUAGCUGCCUCACAGAUGAAGAACUGUAAAUGGAGCAAAUUGCUGUAACUGCAUGGUAUCCAAAACAAAAAAAAUGCAGGAAGCUUCUCAGUGGGUUGAGCAGCAUUAAUGGGAACAGAAACAAAAUCAACAUUCAAGGUCAAAAUCUCUUCAUCAGAGUCUGAAAAGGGAAAAGCUGUCAUGUUUUAAGUUAUAAACACAAAAGAUACCAUGGAUGCUGGAAAUCCUCAGAUUAACAUGCACAAAAUGCUGGAGGAAUCACCAAGUCAGGCAGCAUCUAUGAACAAGAAUCAACUUUUGUUCUCAGGCCAAAACAUUGACUGUUUAUUCCUUUCAACAGAUACUUUCUAACCUACUGAGUUCCUCCAUUUUGUGUGUGUUACAUGUUUUAAGUAGUAGAAAAGGAGAGGAGUACAGAGGGACUGUCUGUGAUGGGGCACAGAGCCAAGUUGUCGGUUCCUUUGAAGAAAAGACGUGAGCAGGAGUGAAAAAGAACAAACAGAUUCCAAUAGAAAAGCACCACCAUAUCUGUUGCAGACAAAAAUGGGCCAUUACUUGCAAUUGUCAGUCCAAUUCCUUCUCCCACUCCUAUAAUGAUUUCUCUUUCUAUUCUCUUCUACAUUGCUCCAACAAUUCCCAAAGUAAGCUUGAAGAAUGGCACCUUGUCCUCUAUAUGGGUAUUCAUCACUCUUGGGACUUAAUACUGAAUUUUAUCAGGUUACCAAAUGCCUUUUGAUUCUCUCCACAGAUAUGCUUUUAACUUUCUGUUUCAAUUCUGUCAUUCACUGUCAAUUUUUAAAACAAUUGCAACCUUGACAACUUAUCAGAGACUUUAUAUCUGUUCUCUCCAGCUCUUCCCUUCUACCCAGCAAAUCAACAUAGAGUGACCUUGUUUUAUUACCUUUCCAGCUCUGAUCAUGGGUAUCUUGGACUUGAAACAUUAACUGUUUCUGUCCUUGCGUAUGCUGCCUGAUCAACUGAUCAACUGCUUCCAGAUUUGAGUUCUUUUUAGUGACAGACCAUAAGCCUUGAUAAGAGAGUACAGUAUUUUCAAUCCAAUGCCGGCCUCAAUUGAUUGUGCCAUUCUCUGGACUUAAGGUGGUUAGGGCAAACUAUUCAAUGACAAAUCACUUUGAAAAGAAUUCUCAAGUAAAUGUGAUGCAAUUUCCACUUGUCAGGGGCACGUUAGUACAGCAGUUAAGCUGCUAGACUUGCAUCAUGAGUCCUGGGUCAAUGAUCCAGAGAUGUGAGUUCAUAUCUGACAAAAGUAGUUCACGAGUGCAAAUUUACCCAAGUAAGUAAAUAUUCCAUUUACAUAAAAGAUCAUGGGGGGGUGGAAUGUUUCCUUGGUCAAUAACAUUUAAUUUCUAUCUGAUAUGCAUUUAGUCUCCUUGAAUUUGAGAGCAGUAAAUGGGUGAAGUUUAUUAUAGAUAGUUGUUUACAUUUACCUAUUAGAUUAGAUUAGAUUCAACUUUAUUGUCAUUGUGCCGAGUACAGAUACAAAGCCAAUGAAAUGCAAUUAGCAUCUAAACAGAAGUGCAAAAGAAUAAUGUUAUUUACAAAAUAACUG